GUUGUUGGAAGUGCAGAAGAAUGGUGCCGUCUCGUCAAGGGCAGCAACGACGCAAGCAACGAUCGACUCUCCUCCCUUCCCCUCAUCUAUCCAACUGCAUUCUUGAAUCUAUGAUUGCCAUCCUAUGAUAACCAAAAGAAUCUGAACCUAUUCACAAGCCACUAUGGCAAAGGACGCACGACUUCCAGCCAACAAUGAUCACACUGACGAUGAUACCUAUUUCAUAGGAGGAUCUGCUUCCUUGCGAUCCAGCAUCCUCAACUAUCGUAAAGAGAACGGCCGAACAUACCACAGGCUCAGUGAUGGAAGCUAUAAUCUUCCCAACGACGAGCAAGAACAGGACCGCCUAGACUUUGCUCACCACCUUUGGAAGUUAACUUGUGAUGGCAAAUUAUGCAACUGCCCAAAACGGUACGGCGCAAGAAGAGUGCUUGACGUUGGAACUGGAACUGGUAUUUGGGCUCUCGCAUAUGCGGAUGAGAAUCCAGGAGCAUUUGUCCUGGGUGUUGACUUGAGUCCCAUACAGCCUGAAUUCGUCCCUCCGAGUUGCCACUUCGAGGUUGACGAUAUUGAGAAGGAGUGGAUUUGGUUAGAGGCAUUUGACUUCAUCUUUGCUAGAUCGAUGAACGCCUCUUUCAAAACUCGCCUAGACUUUGUACUCCAAGCCUUCAGGAAUCUUGAACCCGGUGGGUACUUGGAAAUGCAGGAUAAUGUCUUCUGUUUGCUCUGUACCGACGGGACUAUGCCGGAAGAUUCGUUGAUAUACAAGUGGUCUAAGUUGCUCGUUGAGAGCACUGAACAGAUUGGACAGCCACUUGAUGACGCCCCGAGAUUCAAGAAGAUGCUCGAAGACGCUGGAUUCGAGGACGUGCAUGAGAGGAAGGAAAUUUGGCCGAUUGGGGCUUGGCCCGCGAAGGUUACCAAAGAGCAUGAGUUGGGCAUGUGGUGCCAAUCUAUCACUAUGGAAAGCCUUGAAGCUCUCUCGCUUGCCCUGUUUACUCGCGUUCUGGGAUGGUCGCGGGCGCGAACGUUGGUAUUCUGCGCCGGGGCUCGAGAGGAAUUGAAGCAACAAAAUAUCCACGCCUACUUCGAUGUCUCUGCAGUCUGGGGUCGGAAACCUGCAGAAAAGUAGACGGAUUGUGCAUGAUACUUGGCAAUCUCCUCCUUCAAU
This is a messenger RNA of Colletotrichum godetiae, 1171 nucleotides long. Its product is annotated as methyltransferase domain-containing protein. The record is from RefSeq and is a predicted model, not a curated record. Bases 164 to 1132 code for a protein of 322 amino acids. The transcript is spliced from 11 exons. Gene Ontology annotation, molecular function: methyltransferase activity. Lineage: Eukaryota; Fungi; Ascomycota; Sordariomycetes; Glomerellales; Glomerellaceae.